GACCACGCAAGCACGACGGCUUAUAACCCAUCAUUACAUCAGCCUCAUUCUCACCAAGCCGUCGGAGCGCAACCGUGACUAGUACCACUAGUAUGUGCGCUUGCGCCCGCAUCUUGAUCUCCGUGCAGACAAUGCAACCAACGAUCGCAGCCACGUCGGGACGCACAGCCUAUAUUUACGUGAAUCCCUUCGCUUGCUUCAUAGAAGAAGCGGACACUUGCGUCUUUAAAGCUUUAGGAGGUUGUAUGGUAUGUUCAAGGCUCACAGUUUACUACCGAAAAGUUCCGAAGGUAUGUGGGAGUUGACGCCGGG
This is a messenger RNA of Suillus bovinus, 312 nucleotides long. RefSeq lists its product as uncharacterized. Lineage: Eukaryota; Fungi; Basidiomycota; Agaricomycetes; Boletales; Suillaceae. The record is from RefSeq and is a predicted model, not a curated record. The coding region runs from base 93 to 305 and encodes 70 amino acids. The transcript is spliced from 2 exons.